UCUUAUUGGACUUACAAGUUUAUAUCUAAAGCCCAUUUAUUUGACCCGAGGACGUUUAUAUACACCCCUUUCUUCCUCCCCCUCUAAAACCCUAAUCAAUCAAUCCUAGUCUCGUCUCAAAAAAUCUACCGAGGGCGGCCCUUCACUGAAAUCAAAGGACGAAAAUGUAUCUUCAGUGCUAUAUCAACGAGAAGGGCGAAAAGGUUUACACCACCAAGAAGGAAUCACCGCUCGGGUCAGCCACUGAAUCUGCCCAUCCAGCCCGAUUCUCUCCUGAUGAUAAAUAUUCAAAGGAGAGAGUUUUGUUGAAGAAACGGUUUGGUCUUUUACCCACCCAGGGCGCACCUGUCAAGUACUGAAAGGCUAAAACACUCGAGCCUCUUUUGGUUUUGAUGUUUUCUCUAUUAUUAAAUGCUAUGUUGUCUCUUUAAUGAAAUGUUUGACUUAAACCGCCAUUACUGGCUAUGUUCCAUAUUGUCAAUCUUCGUGAACCUUAAAAGAAUGAUGAAGACGACUUAAUGAGAGUUGUUUAUUUUCAAA
This is a messenger RNA of Raphanus sativus (radish), 540 nucleotides long. Its product is annotated as H/ACA ribonucleoprotein complex subunit 3-like protein. Gene Ontology annotation, cellular component: box H/ACA telomerase RNP complex; box H/ACA snoRNP complex. The transcript is spliced from 4 exons. The record is from RefSeq and is a predicted model, not a curated record. Gene Ontology annotation, molecular function: telomerase RNA binding; box H/ACA snoRNA binding. Lineage: Eukaryota; Viridiplantae; Streptophyta; Magnoliopsida; Brassicales; Brassicaceae. Gene Ontology annotation, biological process: snRNA pseudouridine synthesis; ribosome biogenesis; rRNA pseudouridine synthesis. The coding region runs from base 165 to 359 and encodes 64 amino acids.